Molecule: messenger RNA, 1020 nt
Organism: Apis florea (little honeybee)
Lineage: Eukaryota; Metazoa; Arthropoda; Insecta; Hymenoptera; Apidae
Source: RefSeq, a predicted model, not a curated record
CGGAUAAAACUAAACUGUUUUCAUGCGAAACGAACUAAAGAUUUACACGCAAUCUAUCCAAGAUUGCGGUUCUCAUUAGCAAGAUUCGUCAUUCUCGAUGCGUUUUGCGAACGAGAUUAACAGGUUAUUUGUUGCAGCACAAACAGAUCAGUGUGUCAUGGUGCGUAUCGCGUUUGUAUAUAAGAGAGGAUCAAGGUAUGAGGGAUCGUCAGACUGGACUUCGGUUUCGUUCGAGCUUCGAAACAGCGAAAACAUGGCGAAAAGCGUGGCGUCCCUUUGCAUCGUCUGCUUAAUUUUCACUAUCGUCGUCGCGAAACCCGUUCCUCAGCAAAACAAUGAUAGCGAGGUGUUUGCACCAACAAGUAUUCAGUACUAUCCAUACGCGUUUUGGUUCAUCAGACCGUAUUACGACCAAGAUGACAUCGAUGUUGGCAGUUUCCAGUUAGAACGAAGAUCAUCUACCAUAUCGUACGCCAACGUUGGGGCCGGAUGGGGUCGUUAAAUUCGACGCUUCUUCGAUUUAUAACCACCGGUUUCGAUGACAUGGUCGGCAUCAUAAAUUUAUAUUUAAUCGCGUUAAAUUAAUUGUUAUAAUUGAUAGCUUAUCAGAUUGUCGACGAGGAACUGACAUCGUAAAUUAAUAAUUAACUUACUAAAUAGGUACAAAAUAGUUUUACAUAUAUUUUCAUAUUGUUGUAACUACGAUCGUUUAAUCAACGCCAAUCGUCAUCGCGCGAAUUCUUAAUUGAAAAACGAUUGAACAAACGAAUUUCAAUCGAAACUGCCGUGCGUGUCGAUUAAAAAAAAGAUCGAAAAGACAAUUAAAAAACGUUAAGUGUAUCAACAAAUUGGAAUCGUGGAACAUCUUCGAUGCGGAAAGCUUGUCAAUUUGGUGAAUCAAUCGAAGAAAUUAAGAAUUUGUAUCUGUAAUUGUAUACCGAGAUGGAAAUAUCCAUAGAUUUAUUUGAAAAUGACAACGAGAAAAUCCAAUUUUAAUCCCACCGAUGUUAAUUGUCGUCG